Molecule: messenger RNA, 1212 nt
Organism: Acaulospora morrowiae
Lineage: Eukaryota; Fungi; Glomeromycota; Glomeromycetes; Diversisporales; Acaulosporaceae
Source: the annotation of a GenBank genome assembly
AUGAAGGUAAAAUUUGGAAUAGCUUUUGUUAUAGCCGUUCUGUUAGGCGCUUCAACAGACGCAGCAAUUCACAAAAUGACUUUGAAAAAAAUUCCGGAAACCCCAGCCCAAAAAAUGAACCGCUAUUCUCAGUCUGAUGAGUAUUUAACCCAAAAAUAUUUUGGAAGUUCUCGUCGUAUGCAAGAAGCGAAUCAAAUGUUCGUUUCCGAUCUCGACGGAAUGGUAGAACAUGGGGUUCCAUUGACUAAUUACAUGAACGCUCAGUACUUUGGUGAAAUUGCCCUCGGCACACCACCCCAAACAUUCAGUGUUAUCUUCGAUACGGGUUCAUCUAACCUCUGGGUUCCAUCGACUCAUUGUACAUCGAUCGCAUGUUUCCUUCAUCGUCGGUAUGACUCUGGUCAAUCUAGCACCUUUAAAGCUAAUGGAACAGAGUUUGCUAUUCAUUAUGGCUCAGGUAGUCUUGAAGGAAUUAUUAGUAAUGAUGUUUUGACGGUCGGAGACCUUGAGAUCAAAAAUCAAGACUUUGGCGAGUCUGUCAAAGAGCCUGGAUUGACAUUCGCAUUCGGAAGGUUUGAUGGAAUAUUUGGACUUGCCUAUGAUCGUAUUUCUGUCAAGGGUGUCGUUCCUCCGUUUUACCACAUGGUGAAUCGUGGUAUCAUUGAUGAACCAGUCUUCUCAUUUUGGAUCGGCGAUGCCGAGAAAGACGGAGAUGUAGGAGGAGAGCUCAUUUUUGGAGGUGUCGAUGAAUCUCGCUAUUCUGGUGAAAUCCACUGGGCACACGUUCGCAGAAAGGCAUAUUGGGAAGUCGAACUUGAAAAGGUCAUUUUCGAUGGCGAAGAAGUCGACAUGGAAGGUACCGGAGCUGCUAUCGACACCGGUACUUCCUUAAUUGCCGUUCCCACCACAUUCGCUGAUUUAAUAAACAAACAAAUCGGAGCAAAGAAAAAUUUUGCCGGUCAAUACAUUAUUGAAUGUGAUAAAGUUCCUUCUUUGCCCGAUUUUACUUUCCAGUUCAACAAAAAAGCAUUCACAUUGAAAGGAUCAGAUUAUAUCCUGAAAGCUCAAAACCAAUGUAUUUCGGCAUUUAUGGGUCUCGAUAUUCCAGAGCCACUUGGGCCUAUUUGGAUUGUUGGAGAUGCUUUCCUUCGUAAAUACUACACGAUCUAUGAUCUUGGAAAUAACCGGGUCGGUUUUGCCAAAUCGAGAUAA